This is a messenger RNA of Haemonchus placei, 321 nucleotides long. The record is from the annotation of a GenBank genome assembly. NCBI's taxonomy places the organism in Eukaryota, Metazoa, Nematoda, Chromadorea, Rhabditida, Trichostrongylidae.
AUGGACGUACCCACAACCUCCACGGAAAGCACAACAGACCCUACGACUACGACUCACGAAAAGACCAACGAGGAAAUACUGCAUGAUGUUGCCACUACAUUUUGGUUAAUAUUUAUUUUCUAUGUGUUCGCUUCAGUCGCCUGGAUAGCUUACUGUAUUAUAUCGUAUAGAAGAGACUUAGAAAAACUUAAAGUCACCGCUGAGAAAAAUGGUAUAGCUCGAUAUUUAGAGUUAAGGAGGCUGCUUAAAGCUUAUGACAGUGUCGAUAUUGAAAACCUUCGAUGUAGUGUAGACGAUGAAAGUGUCACAGAAGUCUCCUGA